CCUCCGAACGACUGGGGCUGGUACAGAGGUAGAUCACCUCAUCACUUGUCAAGACCUAAAUUGGCGUAAUAAUGUGAUGUGACAAUCACCUAUUAAAGGAAAGCACGACACACUUGCACGGAAGCAUUGACGAUACAAAUUUGGCGUGUGGAGGUUUGUUUAACGACUAAAACCCUUUUUACCGGCAAAAUUAUCAUCAACAUCACAAGAUGGAUUCAAGACUGAACACAAAUCAGUUGAACGAGGCUUUAAACCAGCUGGCAGAUUGGUUUCCAGAAGAAGCAACCAAUCUGAAAAACAAUCGAGAUGCUAUCAUAAAGUGUAUCCUUGAAGGUACCGAACCUGCACCAGGUUCCAAACUCCUGAGCCUAAAGAGCAGUGCUGCGCAUGAGCCUCCUGCCGCCUUACCACCUCUUACACCUUGCGAGGAAGCCAUCGACGUGGUGAUAGUCGAUGCAGUAAUGUUCCUCUUGGGCCUAGUUGGGCUGCAUGUGUCCAACCAACAACGGAUUGCUCGGGCACUUUUAAAAAAUUUAAGCCCAGAUACUCUUCGUGGAUUCCUUCGAGAUAUACGCAAUUUUAACGAAGCCACAGGUGCGUUGAACAAGGCUAAAGCCCUCUUUAAACUCUUGGGUGGGAUAUUUAAAGUUGGCUGCUUUCGUGCUGUCUUCAAGGUGCUCAAGGAAGAGAUGACAUGGUGGGAAUGGGUCAAGACAGGCAUGAUUGCCGUAGCCCAGAUUAUGGUAUGGCUUGCAACUGAUGGCGUUGCCUUUGUAGCAGAAGCAGCCCUAAGCAUCAUGAGCGCUGAAAGUCUAAUAGAGGAUGCAAUUAAAGCUGAUAAAGUGUGUGGAAAGUAAAGUGAACGUGGUGUUAUUGAAAAUUGUUACCGUCAGUUAUUUUCUUUUCCUUAAGAACUUGUGAUCGUGUCAUUUUAAUGGUUCAGUUUGAAGCUAGCUUAAUGUGUUCAGAUAUCGUGCUUUAAACUGUCUAGAAAUUGGAAUUACAAUUAUAGUGAUUGUUUUCUUUCAAGUGUAACACUGGCGAUAGUUCUUACUGCAAGUUGUUUAGUUUAAUUUACGGAAUUAAUCGAAGUUUGAAGUCAGAAAGGUUCUUUACAGCAUUAUAAAAUUGUGGUUCGUACAUGAAGUAACCUUGUUGCUUCACACUUGAGAAAGUUUCAGAGGAGAAGAAGAAGAAGAAGAAGAAGAAGAAGAAGAAGUAAUUCUGAUCAGGUGUAAUUUUUCGUUCAGACGCCACAAAAGAAGGAGAGGUCAAUGCAAAAUUCUCAGUGCAUGUACGCAAAGGGAAAAGUGUGUUUGAACGUAGCUUGUUCGGUUUGUAAUGGGAAAAUAUUGGUUUCUGGUUAUUUUUUUAGAUCUUUUCAAGUUUUACGGGCGAGAUCCAUAAACUUGCCAAGAGUUCAAUUAGGUUUUCAUUCUCAUAGGCCUUUCUUCGCGUUGCUUUUCCAGUGGGCGUGAAAACUUGUUUACAAUCCCGCGGCAGUUCGAGGAAAUUGUUUCGCACUGGUAUGUCAUAAUUUAAGGUUAAUAGCAGGGCAAAUUCCACGAUUUAUAUUGUCACGAGCAAAGGCUUUGCGAUCAUUUGAUUUUUCUUGUAAGGGCCUGAAUCAGUCGUUUGGUAUUUUGCCUAAACAAGGCUUACUGGACCCGUUGUGUAGAACUGAAGGUGUUUCACAAGUGACCUGAGAGGAAAGCGUCUCUCAAACUACUUUGAAUACCUGGUCUCGGUUGUUUAAAAGGUAUAACAACAACAAGAACAACAACAAGCCUUAUUUACAUUUC
This is a messenger RNA of Porites lobata, 1802 nucleotides long. The record is from the annotation of a GenBank genome assembly. NCBI's taxonomy places the organism in Eukaryota, Metazoa, Cnidaria, Anthozoa, Scleractinia, Poritidae.